Molecule: messenger RNA, 885 nt
Organism: Aspergillus welwitschiae
Lineage: Eukaryota; Fungi; Ascomycota; Eurotiomycetes; Eurotiales; Aspergillaceae
Exons: 2
Coding region: 196-516 (106 amino acids)
Biological process (GO): mitochondrial respiratory chain complex IV assembly
Cellular component (GO): mitochondrial inner membrane; mitochondrion
Source: RefSeq, a predicted model, not a curated record
CGGAACGAUCAGCCCAGAUAAUUUGUCGUCGGUGACGGAUCAAGAAGAAUUCACACAACUCUGUAGCUCGACAUUAGCAUACUCAAUUCCGGAGCAGCACACUUAUUUCAAACCCAUACACACCUGUGGAAUCAAAUACCAAAGCCACACUUACCAUCCGAUCCCAUCCAUCCAUCCCACCAACAACAGCCCACCAUGUCCUCCAUCCUCCGCAGACUCCAGGGAGGCAAUCUCGAGGUCUUCAAGUUCGGCAUGUACAUCAUCUUCCCCAUCGGCUGGAUGUACUACUUCGGCACGAACCUCGACGACCGCUUCAGCGUCCCCGGCUUCUGGCCCACAACCGAGCAAUCGCACAAGAUUCCCCUCGAGAAAGAAGAGAUUGACCGCGAGUUGUCACGCAUGCGCAUGUUGGAUGCAGUGAAGCGAGAGAAGCGACAGCGGCGCGAGGCAUUGGAGGCUGAGGCUCAGGCUCAGGCUCAGGCUCAGAUCCAGGCGGCAUCUUCGAAUGCAGAGUAAACCAACUACUCGGGUAAUUUGAUGCGGUGCGGUUGUGUUUGAUAUAGAGAUGGGGCUAUCAGUGAUUCUCUACGCAGAGUAGGAAACGGGAAAUACAGUCGCGGAUGCGUUCGGAGCCGGCAUCUAUGUAUACCUUGAAACAUGCUACACGCGUCCUGUGUGUGGAUGUGCGACUAAGAGGGGUAGGGAAGCGAUGUUGCACCGUGUCCUACUCGCGAAUCUACGGUGGUGGCUCUUUUUUUUGGUUUUGUAUAACACUCUUCUCUGAGCAUGGCGGGAGUUGCAUUUGGGCGAUGGGUUUGAUGAUUGAAUUGGGUAACUUCAUUUUUUUUUUUUUUGUUUACAUAUGUUAAACUUAUAUGUACUUUU